Peronospora matthiolae is the source of this 1491-nucleotide messenger RNA. The record is from the annotation of a GenBank genome assembly. Lineage: Eukaryota; Oomycota; Peronosporomycetes; Peronosporales; Peronosporaceae.
AUGGAGGGACUUGGCGUCGUGUACGAGCAAGAAGAGCCGACAGCCGUCGAGACGUCGCAGACAGAAGCUUCCAGUCACGAGGUCCGAGACGAUGGGGACAAUGACGAGGACGACGAGGAGGUCCGAGCGCUCUCGAGUAAUCCGGACGAUUUGGAUGGACAACAGGAGGCACGAGGAGCAGCUCCCAAUCAGCAACAACAGCAGCAGCAGUUCCAGCAACAGCAGUCAAGGGACUAUGGGGACUAUGGACAGAGCAGUGGGCAGCACCCGCAGCAGCAGAUGGAGCCGCACGGCGGCUACGACCGGAACGGCAGCGGACCGCAGCCAGGCAAGCUCUUUAUUGGAGGCGUCUCGUGGGAGACGACGGAAGACACGCUGCGGCAGCACUUUGGCAAGUACGGCGUGCUUACGGACGCAGCUUUGAUGAAGGACAAGUACACGGGGCAGCCCCGGGGCUUUGGCUUUGUGACGUUUGCCGAUACUUUAGCUAUUGAUCGGGUGUUGGAGGAGACGCAUACGCUGGACGGGCGGUCGGUUGAAGUGAAGCGUGCGAUUCCAAGGGAGAAGACGGCACCGGGCGCUAGCGAGUUCCGUGGCGGUGGUGGCGGCGGCGGACGCGGAGGAUUCAAUAGUGGCGGCUUUACGGAGCAAAAAAAAAUUUUCGUGGGUGGCCUAGCCCCCACUGUGACCGAGCAGGACUUCCGCCACUACUUCGAGGAGUUUGGGAAGACUACGGAUGCUGUGGUGAUGAUCGACCGCGACACUCAGCGCUCUCGCGGGUUCGGCUUUAUCACUUUCGAAGAAGAGUCGUCGGUAGCAGAAGUGAUCAGUAAGAGCCAUGAAAUUCAUGGCAAGACUGUUGAGAUCAAGCGAGCGGAGCCUAAGGAAGCUCGUAGCGGAGGUGGCGGUAGCAGCUACGGAGGUGGAGGUGGUCGCGGUCGCGGCGGUGGUGGUGGUGGUGGCUGGAGAGGUGGAGGUCGAGGUGGUGGUGGAGGUGGCAGCAGCAGUGGUGGCUAUGGCGGUGGUGGCUAUGCCAGUGGCGGUGGUGGCUAUAGCGGAGCUGGCUAUGGUGGUGGUGGCUAUGGCGGCGGUGGCUAUGGUGGUGGUGGCUAUGGUGGUGGCGGUUAUGGUGCUGCUGCUGCCUACGGAGCUGGCGGGUAUGGAGCUGGUGGGUAUGCAGGAUAUCCGCAGGCGUAUCCUGGCUACGGCUACGGCACGUAUCCGGGUGGUCGUGGUGGCUACGGUGGCUAUGGUGGCUAUGGAGGCUACGGUGGCUAUGGUGAAGGUGGUGGUGCUGCGGCUGGAGGUGCCGACGUCGAUGGUGGCGAAAGUGGCGCUACUGCAGAAGGGGGAGGAUUUGGUGGAGACGGAGCUGCUCAGGGAGGACCUCCUGCUGGCUACGGAUAUGGUGGUGGCUAUCGUCAAGGAGGAGGCCCCGGUGGAGGUCAAGGGGGCUCUGGUGGACGGUCGGACCGAUACCGCCCGUACUAA